AUGAGUUUUUGUAUGUCUGGGGUCUAUUGGAAUGGUUGUUUAAACUGGAUUGCGAGUGGAGAAUUUGUAAAUGCUGAGUCCUCACUGUAUUUUGAUCUCGAUACAGAACUUGUUAAGACGUUGCCAGCUUCGCCUGAUGCUGAUGAGCAGUCGAAAGUUAUGUAUUUUGGAGAGUGUGGUGGUCACUUGUAUCUUAUAGAGCAUCUUAAAUCAUGGUAUACCCAUUACAACGUUUUGAAGAUGGAGACUGAUUAUUCUGGGUGGAAACGCUUACACAAGCUUGACUUGCAAAGUCUUAUCAGUAUGUAUCCAGGGAUAGAUGGUCCAUUUCCUGAACCUAGAAUUUUCUGGAGAACAAUAGUUUUCUUGGAGGAAGAUGAAGAAGCAGAAUCAUUGUCAAAACUGGUGAUGGUCGUACGUGGGAAGGAGGUUAUAUCUUAUGAUCUUAAUGAAAUGAGUGUCACCAAAAUCCAUAUGUUUCCUGGUUUAUAUUUUUUUCUCGACGGUCCUAGAGGAGGUGUAUGGAGUCAUCUUUAUCAUUAUAUGGAGUCACUUGCGAGUGUUUGA
This is a messenger RNA of Papaver somniferum (opium poppy), 567 nucleotides long. RefSeq names its product F-box protein At5g07610-like. The record is from RefSeq and is a predicted model, not a curated record. The transcript has a single exon. Bases 1 to 567 code for a protein of 188 amino acids. NCBI's taxonomy places the organism in Eukaryota, Viridiplantae, Streptophyta, Magnoliopsida, Ranunculales, Papaveraceae.